Molecule: messenger RNA, 685 nt
Organism: Medicago truncatula (barrel medic)
Lineage: Eukaryota; Viridiplantae; Streptophyta; Magnoliopsida; Fabales; Fabaceae
Product: protein FAR1-RELATED SEQUENCE 5-like
Exons: 2
Coding region: 106-681 (191 amino acids)
Source: RefSeq, a predicted model, not a curated record
UACUGUCAUCCAUUACAUAAACCAGAGCAUUUGUGUUACCUGAGAUCAUUUAGAGAAGUAAAUGAAGUUCAAGGACAACUAGCUCUAAUAAAUUCUAAAGCUGGAAUGUCGAUGAGAACGUCUUAUGAUGUUCUUGGUCAAGGAGUUGGAGGUACGGAGAAUCUUCCUUUUCGGUUUUCAGACUUAAAGAACUAUCUAAUGACAAUUCGUCAAAAGGAGAUGGUGGUUGGUGAAGCAACUGUAAUUCAAGAAUUCUUUAGAAAUGAAGCUCUCUCGAAACCAUCUUUUUACUAUGAUAUCCAAGUUGAUGCUGCAGAAGACAUAGCUAGCAUUUUUUGGGCAGAUGGAAUUAUGCAACUAGAUUAUUCUCUAUUUGGUGAUGUCAUCAGUUUUGAUACAACUUACCGAACAAACAAUCAAUAUCGGCCAUUAGCUGCCUUUAUUGGUUUUGACAAUCAUCGCAAGAGUGUUUUAUUUGGUGCUGCGCUAUUGUACGAUGAGACAGCAGCUACUUUUGAUUGGUUGUUUACAACAUUCUUGAAGUGUAUGUCCAAUAAGAAACCACAGACUAGGCUAGUGCGUUAUUGUGUUCAAUUCCGAAUAUUUUUCCAGGUGUUUUUCACGGGCUUUGUUCAUGGCACAUGGCAGAGAAUGCCAAGAAAAAUCUUGGCUCUCGUGUAAACAG